Molecule: messenger RNA, 1540 nt
Organism: Chiloscyllium plagiosum (whitespotted bambooshark)
Lineage: Eukaryota; Metazoa; Chordata; Chondrichthyes; Orectolobiformes; Hemiscylliidae
Source: RefSeq, a predicted model, not a curated record
UUCACUCAAUAAUCUGUCUGUGUUUAGGAACGGGUCAGCAAUCUGCACGUACUCCAUGGAGGACAUUAAUAAUGUGUUCAGUACUUCCACGUUUAAAGGAUUCACUGAAUCUAUUCCUGACCCAAGACCUGGGACGUGUGGGACUAACACUCAAAGUCUGGAAAGUAAAGUACUGAGAAUGGUGGAACACCAUCCUGAAAUGGAGAGUCCAAUCCAUCCCAUCGGAAAAGGCCCCCUCAUCUUCAAGGAUGAGGAUCAUUUCAAGAAAAUCGUCGUGGAUUUCGUUGUUGGCUUCAAUGGAACAGUGUUCUACGUCCUUUUCCUGGCCAUGGGAGAUGGUAAAAUCCAGAAGGUUCUGGAAAUCGGACAGUCAGUCUUCAUCAUUUCAGAACUUACGAUUCUAAAGGAGCCAGGACCAAUCUCAUCAAUGUCCCUGGACUCUGAAGCUAAACUUCUGUACGUUACCGCUGCUAAAGAGGUGGUUCGGAUCCCACUGAUGCAGUGUGAAAAAUAUAAUGAAAGCUGUGAAAGCUGCGUCAUGGCCAGGGACCCCUACUGUGCUUGGGAUGACAGAGAGAAGAAUUGUGUCCCUGUCACAUCUCGCUCCAGCAACCUUAUCCAAGAUCCUGAAAAUGGUGAUCACAAGAAAUGUCCUUCAGAAAGAGUUGCGUUUUACCGUUCCUCACAAAGAGAGAAUCCCGCUCUUGUCCUGGAGGGCCAUGGCUCAGUUUACCUUUCAUGCCCUAAGCAAUCCCAUCAUGCACAUUACUCAUGGAAGAUGCAAGACCAGACAAUGGACUGUUCUUCAAAUGAAGAUGAAUGCCUUUUCUUCAUAAGUAACCUUGCAGAACGUGGAGGUAGCUCAUACCAAUGUGUUUCAAAUGAAAGGGGACAUGAACAGUUUCACACGUCGUAUUUGAUUAAGGACAGUGGGUCUUUGAUGUAUUUGACCAGAUGCAGUAUUGCUGUCUACUGUAUUUUCAUGACAGCUGUGGCUCUGCUCUUGCACUGAGUUUGAGCAAUGACUCUCUCUCUUGUCCUCUUGUCGCAGAGAUUGGAAACAACUUGUUUGUGCUUCUAGUCUGGAUUGCUGCUGGGAUAUAUUGAGGGUAAACACACUGAAAUAUUCUGAAUAGCCCUACCUCAAUGGCCAAGUGACAUGUCUAAGGAAGGUCGAAGGUCUGUAUCCAUGUGGGAAUUGCAAUUUAAUCUUUGGAACCUGUCUCAAUAGAACAUUAGGUUCUUAUAAAGAGCAAAUCUAUAACCAUUUACAAAUUUACAGCUCUGCUCUUCAGAGGGCAGAUUUAUUCCAAAUCUUCAUUCCUGUUGUGUUAUUGGCUCCUUCAGGAGAAAUCAGGUCAGUGAUUGUUCAGGCUUCUUUCGAUUGGUUCAGUUUGUGAGAGAGAGGUUUGUUCUGGAACUCACCUCCCCUUAUCCAGCAAGUCCCAGUUCCACGUCACUCUUUUACAUAGAACAUAGAACAUAGAAGAAUACAGCGCAGUACAGGCCCUUUGGCCCUCGAUGUUGCGCCGAUCCAAGC